Molecule: messenger RNA, 288 nt
Organism: Parastagonospora nodorum SN15
Lineage: Eukaryota; Fungi; Ascomycota; Dothideomycetes; Pleosporales; Phaeosphaeriaceae
Exons: 2
Coding region: 1-288 (95 amino acids)
Source: RefSeq, a predicted model, not a curated record
AUGUCUCGGAGACAGCAACGUCACGCAAAGGCUGAGGUGGAUCAGAAAAUAGCGUUGGAGGGCUCUGUGGAGGAGGAUUGCGGAGACGGUGAUAGGCUAGUCAAGGCGAACCAUGCGCUUCCGUCCGCAAAACCGCCUGUGCCCCGCCACAAGUUGAAGCCCAUUCCCGACCCACCCCUUCAGCCCAACAUCCCACAACAUCCACCCCCCGAAAUCCACGCAGUCGCAGUGUCGAUACCGCCGCUCAGGACCCAGCAUUCACGCAAAGCUGCAGUCACCGUGCUGUGA